AAGCAGGCGUGGAGCAGAGCACAUCAGCAGCAGCACCAUCAGCACCAUCAGCACCUCCACCUCCUCCUCCAGCCUAGUCCAUUUCUUGCCCUCUUUGGUCAGCCUUCCAGAGCCUUUUCAAUGUAUAAAAUGGAAUAUUCUUACCUCAAUUCCUCUGCCUACGAGUCCUGCAUGGCUGGCAUGGACACCUCCAGCCUGGCAUCCGCCUAUGCAGACUUCAGUUCCUGCAGCCAAGCCAGUGGCUUCCAGUACAACCCCAUCAGGACCACUUUUGGGGCCACCUCCGGCUGCCCGUCCCUCACCCCCGGAUCCUGCAGCCUUGGCACUCUCAGGGACCACCAGAGCAGCCCCUAUGCAGCAGUGCCUUACAAGCUGUUCACUGAUCACGGAGGACUGAAUGAGAAGAGGAAGCAGAGGAGGAUAAGGACCACCUUCACCAGUGCCCAGCUCAAAGAACUGGAGAGAGUGUUCGCUGAGACCCAUUACCCUGACAUCUACACCCGGGAGGAGCUGGCCCUAAAGAUAGACCUGACUGAGGCCAGAGUGCAGGUCUGGUUCCAGAACCGCCGGGCCAAGUUCCGAAAACAGGAGAGAGCAGCAGCUGCUGCUGCGGGCCGCGGCAGCCAAGAACGGCUCCGCGGGGAAGAAGUCAGACUCCUCGCGGGAGGAUGACAGCAAAGACAGCAAGAUCACCGACCCUGACAGUACUGGGGGGCCAGGUAACAACCCUAACCCCACCCCGAGCUGCGGAGGGGGCCCCAGCCCUACAGGCUCCCAGGGCACAGGUGGGCCCCAGGACCAAGUCAAAGUUGGAGUGCAAGGUGCUAGCCUGUCAUCAGCGUCGGUGGUCGGGGGCACUGGAGGGGCACAAGGCUGGGCCACUGGUCCAGGGGGCACCAUCACCUCCAUCCCUGACUCCUUAGGAGGUCCAUUCGCCAGCGUCUUAUCAUCUCUGCAGAGACCCAAUAAUACCAAAACCAGCUUAGUGAAGAGCAUGUUUUGA
Messenger RNA from Staurois parvus, 1003 nucleotides. NCBI's taxonomy places the organism in Eukaryota, Metazoa, Chordata, Amphibia, Anura, Ranidae. The record is from the annotation of a GenBank genome assembly.